Nomascus leucogenys (northern white-cheeked gibbon) is the source of this 872-nucleotide messenger RNA. RefSeq names its product late endosomal/lysosomal adaptor, MAPK and MTOR activator 5 (gene LAMTOR5). Lineage: Eukaryota; Metazoa; Chordata; Mammalia; Primates; Hylobatidae. The record is from RefSeq and is a predicted model, not a curated record. Gene Ontology annotation, molecular function: guanyl-nucleotide exchange factor activity. Gene Ontology annotation, cellular component: cytoplasm; Ragulator complex; lysosome. Gene Ontology annotation, biological process: positive regulation of TORC1 signaling; cellular response to amino acid stimulus.
GCCACCAACUGAAGCACUGAGGCCCAGCUGCAGACCUCUCUCCCGAGAGGGGAAUAAUCCGUGCCGGCCGGUUCCGCCAUGGAGCCAGCUGCGGGUCACCUCGACGGUCACCGCGCGGGCAGCUCAAGCCUUCGCCAGGCUCUGUGCGGCGGAAGCGCAGUGAUGUUUUCCAGUAAAGAACGCGGACGUUGCACCGUGAUCAAUUUUGUCCCUUUGGAGGCGCCGUUACGGUCCACGCCCCGCUCGCGUCAAGUGACUGAGGCCUGUGGUGGAGAAGGACGUGCGGUGCUGCUGGGUUCUGAGCCGGGGUGGUCGGUGGGUGGGAUGGAGGCGACCUUGGAGCAGCACUUGGAAGACACAAUGAAGAAUCCCUCCAUUGUUGGAGUCCUGUGCACAGAUUCACAAGGACUUAAUCUGGGUUGCCGUGGGACCCUGUCAGAUGAGCAUGCUGGAGUGAUAUCUGUUCUAGCCCAGCAAGCAGCUAAACUAACCUCUGACCCCACUGAUAUUCCUGUGGUGUGUCUAGAAUCAGAUAAUGGGAACAUUAUGAUCCAGAAACAUGAUGGCAUCACAGUGGCAGUGCACAAAAUGGCCUCUUGACACCUCAUAUCUGUUCUUCAGCAGCCUGUCAUAGGAACUGGAUCCUACCUGUGUUAAUUACCUUAUAGAAAUACUAAAGUUCCAGUAGUUAGGCCAUUCAUUUAAUGUGCAUUGGGCACUUUUCUAUUUAUUUAAGAGUCAGUUGCUUUCUAAUGCUCUAUGGACCGACUAUCAAGAUAGUAAGAAAGGAUCAUGUUUUGAAGCAGCAGUUCCAGGUCACUUUGUAUAUAGAAUUUUGCUAUAUUCAAUAAAUCUGUUUGGAGGAAAAUGGA